Messenger RNA from Sceloporus undulatus (fence lizard), 4442 nucleotides. Its product is annotated as transmembrane protein 180-like. The transcript has 8 exons. The coding region runs from base 326 to 1726 and encodes 466 amino acids. The record is from RefSeq and is a predicted model, not a curated record. NCBI's taxonomy places the organism in Eukaryota, Metazoa, Chordata, Lepidosauria, Squamata, Phrynosomatidae.
GCAAAAAGAAGCCCCUUUUUGCGACCUCGAAAGGCCAGAUCAGGGCUGCGGCAUGCGGUGUCCCGCCACCCCUUUAGGGCAGUCUGUUGAGCCCCUUAGUCUCUUAACAGGUUCACCAACACUGUUUUGUUUCUGAGUUAUAGCGACCCCAAGUCCAUAAUGUGACUUGCUACAAGGAUAGAUAGGGCAGCAAAAUGGGGAAAGCAAAAAUGGUUUCAACUCAUCGAGGAUAAUGGAAAGUACUUCACUUCCACCAUAUUCAAACCUGGGCAGUAACAAAGGAAAAGAAAAGCAUGUGGAAGACAAAGAAUACCACAUUUGAGAAAUGAAGUUUAUCUCCGGGAUUCAUCGCAAUGCCUUGGCAUACUCCAUGACCACGCUGGGCGCUGGGAUGAUGAAUAGCAUCUUCAAUUUCUAUUACGUUAAACUGUUUUUAAUCCGAUACAAAAUCUCAGAGGCCGCGUUCCAUCAAGCACAGGUUGUUUUUAUGAUAUGGAAUGCCAUUAAUGACCCUCUGUUUGGGUAUAUUCAAGACAACUCCAGAGUACCAUGCUGCUCCAGACGUCAGCUUUCCAUUUUAUAUGGAGCUCCGUUGUAUGCCUUGGCCUUUCUGCUUCCUUGGUUUCCUUGGAAACAAUAUGAAGAAGAUGACUGGCUUAGCGGGCUUCAUCUUAUUGUCGCUUUGUGUGCUUUUGAUGGCCUCCUUACAUUUGUUUUGCUCGCACAAUGUGCACUCUUUGCUGAAAUUUCCACUAGACAUGAAAGUAGACUCCAGCUUAUUAAGUAUAACCAGGUAGCAAGCUUAGUUGGAUCGACCAGCAUCCUUUUCUGUGGCUUAAUUACAGAUAACAUGGAGAACUUCAUCUCUUUUCAAGUCUUUACCGUUCUAGUAGGAGUAGUAGCAACAGCUUGCAUGUGUUACACUGGACUGUAUAGCACUACUGAGUAUGAACAAAAGGAGUCUUUGGCAGAGGAGUUUGCUUCAGAAAGUGCUGAGAGAUCUCUCUCUUGGUCUUCUGUAAUUUUGUUGACAAAGGAGAUCAUGACUCAGAAGAACUUUUUGCUGUUUGUGACCAUGAACUUCUUCCAAGUCUUCCACUUGGCGUUUUGCAACAACUUCAUGAUGAUCUUUGCAGAUAACCUCAUCCCAAAGGAUGUUCUUGCAUCCUCUGUCAGAAGCAUCAUGUAUGGAGCAGGCUUUAUUUGUCCUCAGUGCCUUGUGCUCAUCAGUCAAGCAUUGUUGCGGAAAUUUGGUUACUAUAAGAUUGUCUUAUUUUCCUUCUACUUGGAAGGGAUAGCUGCAGCUGCCAUGAUUUUUCUAGGCGUAGAACACUACUAUAUUUUGGCCAUUUAUCUCACAGGAAACAUGGUAAUUGUUCAAGCUUCUUUCAGUUUGUUUAAUCUGCCUUUGGCUGAUAUUGUGGAUGAAGAUUUAAAGAAACAUAAAAGAAGAUCACCACUUUCCUCUAUGGUUUUUGGAACAAAUGCCCUGUUUACAAAACCAGCCCAAUCUUUAGCCCCUAUGCUUGUGGUUACAGUACUAAAUCAAUUUGGGUACGCGCAACUGAAUAAUAAAGCCAUUCAGCCUGAUGCACAAUUGUUUCUAGGUCUCCAUGAUGCCAUGUUCUACAUGAUUUGCCUGGUUCCUCUUUGCAUUGCAGUCAUACAGAUUUUGACGUGGACUCGCUUUUCUAUCCAGAAUAGUCACCUAGUGUCUGCUUACUAAAUUGUAAACAUGGCCAUCGGGGACCAGACAAUGACUUUCAGCUGUGAACUCUAACACUGGACUUCUGUGAAUGAAUAGAUCAAAUGCAAACUGAGCCAUUUAUUGCUUAUUAGAUCUGCAGAUGCUGUCAUUGAGGACCUUGUCAUGAAGCAAGUAUCUCUUUCUAGUUGAAAUAGUAUGUCAGGUAACUAAAGAUCUUAGAAAUCUCAAAAAGACUUGAGGAUACUAAAAUGCUUCUGUGUCAUACUAAAAAACAAUGGCAUACUGGAAUACUGUGAGCAGUCCCCACAUCCUUAAAUCUGAUUCCUUUUAGAGGAUGUAAGGACCUGAAAUAACCUCAAAAGGAUGCAUUUGAACACUAAAACUGUGGGGCGUUGCUUUCACACUUGCAAAUCAGAUGUCAUAUUUUUCGAGGAAAUACAGGAAAACCUAUGUUACAAUUCUCUGCAUUAGCAACACUACAGUUUAUUAGUGUGUCAAUUUGUAAGGAAGGGAGUAGCAGGAAGUAGAAGCAGGAUAGUAAGUAGGAAAUCCAGGUGGAGGAUUGAAGGCAGGUUGUUGCCUGAAACAAAGCAGAAGCUUCUGUCAAACCUGAUAGGGCAGGCUUAAUAAUUAAAAGGAGGUGGGAGACUUCUAAAACCUAGUAAAUCUGGAAAAGCGAACCUGCUAUCACACUAUUUGGAAUAGGGCACUGUAACACUGGAGGAGGCGGAUUGGCUUCAAAGGUUUUUCUUAGGAGCUUAUCACAUGAAGCAAGUAAAGCAGAAUUGCAGUUGUAUAAAUGGUGCCCUGUUUGGCCUAUGGCAUGACCUUGUUGCUGUUCUUCUUCUGCUGCUGCUGCUGCAUUGGAGAUUGUUUUAAAAGCUAUUAUUUUUACUUUAAAAAAAAUUCAGUUGUUGACUUCUUGCCCCACUUAGGAUGUGCUGCGAUUUAAGUGUGAAACUUCAAUUGUGCUUUUAUAGGAAGCCCCUGCUUAUUCAAGGGGUUAAGGGACCUCAGCCCUGUCAGAAACAGUGGGUCAAAAAAGCAGAAUUGCAUUGGACACUCCAAGACUCCUUCGACUGCGCAGUUACAGGGAUGCGCAUACACACAAAAUGCCUCUCCAACCAGAGGGCACAGCAGGGCAAGGAGCCUGAGGUAACAGUGGAGAAGAAAGAGAAGGGUGGCCAGGGAUUGGAGCCAGGGCUUGGAAAGCUGCAGCUGGGUUGGUCUCUCCCAUCUCAUAGACCCUGAUGAUGGCCUGUCUUCUCCAUCUCUUGCACCUUCAGGAGCCCUCAAUCGGGGAAAUAAUUCAAAGGAAUUCAUCCAUAUAGACCAGUUUCUUCCCUCCCUGCUGUUCCCAUGCCUUAGGUGGGCAUUUUGUGUGUAUGUGUGUACACAUAUGUAUGCAUGCUCCCCAGUUCCCUCCCAUGUACCAAAGAGGUUAAUUUAACAUGGAGGCUGUGAGAUAGGGCUUUAAGACUAUCAUAUGGUACAAUCCCACAGUGGUUAUGAAGGUGUGAUAGUAAAGAAAGCAAUCUUACUUGAAUAGCGUUUUUAAAGACAACACAACUGUGGCAGGAGAGGAGGCUCAAGUGGUAAAACCCUUGGAGGUAGUUUGUAGUACAUGCGCAUAUAUGCACAACGCAUACUCUUAGCGGCUGGAAGGCUCUCUGGCUAGUUUGGGGGAUAUGCCAUAACACUCUGUACUUGCUCUGACAGACUAUUUCGAUGUCUUUCAAGUUUCCCUUAUACUAUUUCAAGUAGCUGGAAACAGCACUUUGGAUUUGUCCUUGUUAAAGACAUUUACAGUUUUCAUUUUCUGGAUGGAAUUCAUGACUAAUGAAAAGCUAAUGCUACUUGAUAUGUCCCAAAGCCUAAAUUAUGCCAUAAUAAAUCCUAUCAUCCUAAUCUUGGCCCAAUAGAUUAUAUAUAAUCAUUUCCUAAUAUAUGCAGUGCUUUAUUUUAUUUUUUAAAAAGUCUAGCCUUUUAAGCUGAAUUCUUAAUACGACAUCGGAAGAAGGAAAUGACUUCUUAGAAAGCUUGUUUAAAAGGAGAUUUGGGUUUUCUUUCCCGCAGUCAGGCAGUGCAAGCCGGUCUACCUCUUUUCUUAGCUUAACUCCAAGGUGGUUGCUUCCACAUUCUUAAAGAAGUAAAUAUACUGUGAAAUACUGUUGGACCUAACAGUAGUCUAAAGGACUUUGGUCUGGCUGCUGAGAUACUCUGUGAAAAAUACUGUUUUUCCUCAUGUUCCUAUUUGCUUAGUAAACUAAAAUGAUUUGCUAUUGUGCGUGUAUUAUAGGAGAUCCAUAGGAAACGCAUUUAAUUAUUAUCAUUCAAAUCCCUCAAAACAUGAACAGAUCCUACAUCUGAGCAGUAUCUUUUUAACAUAGGUUUAUAUGUUCUGAAUUAAACUGUUCACAAAAGUGCAAUUUGUACACACAAACAAUCAUGGAAUUGCCACACUCCUGUAAUCUGCCAAUUAUCUCUGCAUUUUUAUUUGCUAAUACUCAUGCGUUAGUGCCUUUUAUUUGUAUAAAUCGACUUGUGUAUUACAAAAAAAAUAGAAACUUAACUCCUAAAUUAUGGGAAUCGGUUUGGGAUUUUGUUAUAUAUAUUAGCGUUGACUUGAACUGAGGUGGAGAAUAUAAAAAGUAAUUAUUUCUAAAUCCGUACACAUUAUUUCAACGUCUCUAUAAAUUAUUCUGGUUUAUCAAUAAAUAAUUUGUUCUUGCCA